Penaeus indicus is the source of this 906-nucleotide messenger RNA. RefSeq names its product keratin, type I cytoskeletal 9-like. The coding region runs from base 1 to 906 and encodes 301 amino acids. The transcript is spliced from 4 exons. The record is from RefSeq and is a predicted model, not a curated record. Lineage: Eukaryota; Metazoa; Arthropoda; Malacostraca; Decapoda; Penaeidae.
AUGAUGAGACGGAGUGUGUUGGUGGUGUUGGGCUUGCUGGUCGGUUCGGCCUACAGCAGCUGCCUCGGCGGAGGCUGUAGUGGAGGAUCCUCUGGUGGCAUCAGCCGUUCCUACGGAGGACCCACUAAUAGUUUCGGAGGUUCUGGGGGAGGAGGAUCCAUCAGAGGAGUAUCAUUUGGAGGAGGUUCUGGAGGUGGCGGUGGAGGAGGAAUAAGUACCAGUUAUGGAGGACCAACUAAUAACUUCGGUGGAGGAGGGGGUGGCAGUGUGUCCUUUGGGGGAGGUGGAUCCUUCGGAGGAGGAUCUUUCGGAGGUGGUGGCGGAUCCUUCGGUGGUGGGUCCUCUGGAGGAAUAAGUACAAGUUACAACGGACCAAGGACCAGCUUCGGAGGAGGUGGCCGUGGAUCUGUCGGAGGGGGUAGAGGAUCCUUCGGCAGAGGAUCCUUCGGAGGAGGAUCGUUCGGCGGAGGCGGCGGUCGCUUCGGUGGCGGAUCUUCUGGCGGUGGUUUCGGCGGCGGAGGAGGAUCCUUUGGCGGGGGAGUGAGCAACACUUACAGUGGCCCAAGCAAUAACUUCGGAGGCUCUGGCGGAGGCGGUGGAGGAGGGACUACAUGCAAAGAGGACACGCCACGAAGGAUCGCCACCACCUCCGAAAGAUCCUCCUCCGAAGGAUCCACCUCCCCCAAAAGACCCACCGCCCCCUGCCUCUCCACCGAAGUUAUGGUUGCGUCCUCUAUAACUGGUACUUAUCCGCCUCCACCGCCAAAACUCAGAAGCCGCUCCAAAGGAUCCUCCCCCGAAGGAUUCCUCCUCGCAGGAUCCUACCCCAAAGGAUCUCCGAAGAGAUUCCUCACCUCUCCAGAACCUCUGAAGCUAUUAGUGGAGUCCUCCGGUAGGAACGCCUGA